UUGCUUGGUUAUAUUUUUUUUGGACAUAAAUAUAGGUUGCCAGUUGUCAAUGUGAAAGCAGAAGGUAAACCAGCUGUUACGAUAUGUGUUUGCAGAAACUUACAAUUAUCAUGAUGUUCAGUCUAUUGAAAACUGGAUUCCUGAUUUACUCUGGUGAACAGAUAAGACUUGUAUGCAAAUAUAGAAACAAUACAGAAAAAGUAGUAUGGUUAAAAAACAACAAAAGUAUCAAUUUUAAAGAUCAGCGUUAUAUUUUAAAAAAGGCCGGAAGAAUUUUAAGGAUAAUAAAUGUUAAUAAAGAUGAUAUUGGUGUAUAUUCUUGCAACGAUGUCACUACUGGGAAGUCUGUCAAAGAAAUAAUAGCAUACAAUGUUACAAUAGUUGAAGGAGAAAAGCUUCAUUUUUCGAAUCCAAAGGAGAUGCAUCUAAGUAGUCACACAGUCUCUCCUUCAGGGGCACAAGUUACGUUUUCCUGUAAGGCUGAUGGUGACAAACCUAUUACAUACAAGUGGUUUAUAAAUCAUAAAUUAAUGUUGAGCGGAGAAUGGAGAGAAGCGUUAAUUGAUGACCAGUCUGUCUUGCAAUUAAAUUCAGUAUUUUCAUCAGAUUCUGCAGUUUACACCUGUCGUGCUGAAAACAAACAUGGUUUUAUUGAGUUUAACUAUACACUUAAUGUAUAUGGUAUUCCCAGGGCAACUCCACACCUUGAGAGAACUGUUGAAAACCAGACCAGAUAUGUUGGGGAAAAUGCAAGUAUAUCAUGUUACACAGUCACUGUGCACACUGAGUCAAUUCAUUUUGGUUGGUUAAAAUGGAAAAGUAGUUUGAACAAGACAUUUUUGAGAAAAGUAAAACAUUUAAGAACAAAUGACAUUGAAUACAAUGAAUUCAAACUUUUGAAUAGUACUUUAGUUAAGCGAACAACUAAUGCCAUGAGAUCGAACAUGGAGAGAGUAACUUUUUUUGGUUCUAAAAUCACAUUAGUAAAUGUUAAAUUGAAUGAUGCUGGGUAUUACACUUGCUUGGUCAGUAACCAUUUAGGAAGUGACAGCGUUAGUGCAUAUUUGAAUGUUCUACCAACACGCUCAGCGACAGAAUUGGAUAAAUCUGCUACAACUUUUAGCAGUUUCUUUAUAGUAAUCAUUGUUUUAUCAAUUGUUAUUUGCGUGUCUCUUUUCAUAUUAAUUAAGUUGUGGAUAAAAGCAAGAAAGCAGGGAAACAAUGUAGUUGUAGAGCGAGUGCACGCGGAAGAGAAUGAUUACGUAAGAACUGAUGAACUUUCAACUUUGUUUUCUGAGUCGAGAACAUGAAAUUUUUUAACUGGCAUUGGCCGGUAAAAGACUUCCGUAAGCCUUCACCACAUUGGUAACGCCCAUUAUUAUAAAGUUGGAUUGGUAAGUAUAUUUUUUGUGUGUGCCAAUGUAAUAUUACUGUAUUUUCUCUAUUUGACGCCCUAGUCGUUUAAUUAAUUUUCGAGAUUUUAGGGUGGGCGUUAAUUGGAGUGUUGCUUAGAGAGUGGGCGUUAAAUAGAGAGAAUUCGGUAUGUAAGUACUUUGUGUUUACUCGAUGUUAUUUGUAAAUGUUAGCGGUGAAAUUAUUCCACGAAAGGGGUGUGGUGGAUAGACUGUGUGCUGUCUAGUAAUGUUUGGAAAAAAGAUGUUGAAACUACUGGCGCAUGUAAAAUGUGAGUGUCUCAAGACAUACGUUUUGUUGGAACUUUUUAUAAGAAACUUAAAAAUAAUUUAGGUAGUUUAAAAUUCAAUUUUACCAGUAGGACUGCCUAGGAUGUUAAAUACAUAUACCAUGGAUACUAUAGAUAGUAUCCAUGGUAUAAUAUGGUAAAUAAUUAGGUCAGAUAUUUGAGAGGAUAUGUGCAAUUUUUUAUUUUUUAUUUUUAACGUCGCGUUUACAUCUUAAUGGUUGCCCCUACCAACCUUUGAAAUAUGUUUUUAAAAUCAUGCUUAAUAAAUAAUAAUUUAUUAGAGUUUUUGGCGAAAAUGUUUAAACACCAUUCCAUCAUUUCAAAGUGCAUAUAUAUUUCUUGUUUUCUAUAUGCCCAAUCCUUAAUAUUCGUAUUUAAUAUUAAAGUAUUAUAAGUUCUUGUAUGUUAUUGGAUUCAAGCAUUUUUAUAUAAUAAAUUUUUUUUAUAAUAAAUUUGUAUCGCACUAUGUUUUUGAGUCAUAGUUCAGCUGCUUUGUGGUUUCAGUUUUUUAGACAAAUACUUUCUAUUUGCAACAACAACAACGUAUAGGCCUUCAGGUUUUCAGAAAAGUAACAUUUUGCGUUCCGUUUUUAAAUUUUUUUUUAUUAUAAAAUAACUUUUUGUAAUAUUUUUGUAUAAUUUUUAUAUAAAUAAAUCACUUUUUGCAUAAAAUAAAACUGUACUAAUGUUGAUUACAUCUUUUUAUAUCAUAUUUUUUAUGUCGUAUUAUAUUUAUAUUUUUCUAUAAGAAACAGUAAAAUUUCAGUGAGCUUUAAUGUUCUUAUUAUUUUCCUGACUUGAGCCUAAAUUGUUCUUAUUUCUUUCUUAUUUAUGUGGCGUCUUUAUAAACACACCACGCUAAACUGUUUUUUUCAUGGCUGUACAAGGAAUUUUCCUUGUGUAAUUUUUUGCAUUUAGGUUUUUAUUUCACACGCAGAGUACUGUAUAUGUUACAUUUGUUCAGUAAAAGAGAUUAUAAAUGCUUAUUUUGUAACUACUUGUAACUUUUGUAACUGUAUUAUUCUGGAAAAUGGUUUAUACUCUUUCUACUCCUGCUACACAACGUAUUCCUUAUUUUUCUUUUAGACCUGUUUUAAUGAUGAUUUUUUCCUCAAAUAAUUAUUUUUACUGAAUAAUUUUUCAAUAAAAAUUAAUUGGAGGUAACGUGAAUUUCAAAAAAUCUCUUUAAUGGCCGUUUACGACUUCUCGGCGGAACAAAAAGGAGCAGAAAGUUUCUGAACAUGCGUACUUAUGAUGUUUACAAACGUGAAUAGAAAAUCUCUUGUGCGUUCCGUUCCGUGGAAAGUAGAAUUUAAUUUAACCUUUUCUUAGCCAAUCAGGUUACUUUGUUUCGUAAGAAUUACGAAAAGUUGUACACUGUUUGUGUUAAAAUGUGCCAAGUGGUAUAAAGUGGAAA
Molecule: messenger RNA, 3119 nt
Organism: Hydractinia symbiolongicarpus
Lineage: Eukaryota; Metazoa; Cnidaria; Hydrozoa; Anthoathecata; Hydractiniidae
Product: fibroblast growth factor receptor 3-like
Exons: 6
Coding region: 84-1310 (408 amino acids)
Cellular component (GO): neuron projection
Source: RefSeq, a predicted model, not a curated record